GUCUAUUUCAACUUUAUCGUAAACAAAAACAUGGUUGCGCGUAUCCAUUCAGAAGUUCGCCGAGAAUUUAAACGAGCUCGUAUUGUCGGUGGCUAAAUGCGAGCUUUCUUUGCAAGGGAAAACCGAAUCCGAGCCCGCUCUAGUUCAUGAAAGCCAGAUCACCCAUUGUUUUCUUUUUUGAUGGGAAGAAAACUCACUAGAGAAACACGUCAAGGAAUCACCAGAAUGUUACUUGGAUACACGGGUUGCUUCCAUUUAGGCUUGCUGCUCGCUUCGACAGGCGGGCGCCUCCAUUUUAGGUUUGCUCACUGCAGAGUGCAGAUAUUCACGAAGUCUGCAUACGUGGCCCAAGCUCAAAAACUAAGUGAAGGUUUAAAUACAAUUCUUGGCGGCAUCUUGGGAGCUCCUUCUUCUGACUAUUUUCCCACCCACUACUCAGCUGUUUUGAACCUGUGUUGGUCUCUUAAUGGAAUCUUUCAGAUCCCUGUAUCGAGAAAUGUUUUCGGUAAACUGUGGCUUAGGUUGUGCGCCCAGCUGCGGAGUACUCUCAAGAAAUGAUCUCAUGAGAAGACCGGGGCGCAAGGGACAUUUAACCCGCCGAACCUACACGUUACUGCAUGUAGCACUUUGCAUCUCGCUGGAUGCGCCGGCGUGCGAAUGCUGAAGCAGCGG
Metschnikowia bicuspidata var. bicuspidata NRRL YB-4993 is the source of this 672-nucleotide messenger RNA. RefSeq lists its product as uncharacterized. Bases 181 to 558 code for a protein of 125 amino acids. The transcript has a single exon. The record is from RefSeq and is a predicted model, not a curated record. NCBI's taxonomy places the organism in Eukaryota, Fungi, Ascomycota, Pichiomycetes, Serinales, Metschnikowiaceae.